UUUAAUUGAGAUUUGUAAUACGUCAAUCACAAUGGACACAAUAGACACAAUAGACAAUGCAAUGGAUACAAUAGAAAACUGUCCAUUGUCAAUUGUUAUAUCAAUGGAUAUGUCCAUUGCCAACACUGCAUCUUAUAAAGUAUAUUCAUAUUCCGUAAGUGUUUCUAUCAUAUUUCAUCUUAAUCAAAUAUAG
Molecule: messenger RNA, 193 nt
Organism: Funneliformis caledonium
Lineage: Eukaryota; Fungi; Glomeromycota; Glomeromycetes; Glomerales; Glomeraceae
Source: the annotation of a GenBank genome assembly